AAGCCUCUUCGAACAGGGCACAGAAGCUCGUACAAGCAUUCAACCGCCGCAAGGUCGAACGCCAAGAUGCAUCUGUCACGAUUGCUGAAACUGAGCUCCCCGUAUUACCCGGGCUGGAAAGUAGAGAUAUAAUGGCGAUAAAGUCCACAGUAAGGCGACAAUGAAUGGAACCUGACUAUCUACUCAAAAUGCCUUUCAUGCACUCAAAAGGUGCUACUACGCUUGGACACACGUUCCGAGGCAGAAACUUUGAUCAGACGAUCAUCACAGUAAAAGUCGGCGGAAAAGAGUACGCCGAGUCUUUCAGCUGCCAUCGUGAACUCCUCCGACGAUGCUCCCCAUACUUCAACACAUGCUUAGAAGAGAAGAGCAACUCGCCCUACGAAAAGUCGGGAACUACGCUAGACCUCGACGACACAACCCCUGAUGUAUUUGACGCGUUCAUGCUAUGGUUAUACACAGGCUUCAUACCGCACCAUCUUAUCGAGGGGGGGAAGGAGGUCCACCCUCCGACUCAUGCAGUCAGUGUCAAUGGCGGCGACAGCUCGAGCACCACCGGUCAGGAGGAGGGUGAUGAUGUGGAUACUGCCUCAUGGGGCAUCGCUCUAGAGACCGACGACACGGAAGCAGAAGCAACACCGACCAACGCUGCUGCAGCUAGCAGCCCUGCACCCAGUGCGGAGAAAGUCCCUGGCGAUGCUGAACCCGAAAAGGCUGCUAUAGUACCACCUCCACGAAACCCAGCCGAGAAGCCAGAGAUUCCCAAAGAGACGCUGUGCCCAUGCUGCUCAAGACCAUACAAGUGGAGAGGGCUCGAAGGCUUCCUAGAGCGCCGAUUCAUAUCACUAUACGUCUUCGCACACCGCUACGCCAUCCCGAAGCUACGUCGCGCAGUCAUCCUAGCAUGGCAAACGAACGACGAGAUCCUACAAGUGAUGCCCGAUCACAGCAACGUGAUCGCCGCCUACGAGAGCCUGCCACCAGACGCACCGCUGUGCCGAUACUUCCUCGAUAUGUACUCUGUGUACUGGAACCCCGAUCGCGACGAUGAGCGCACCAUAGCUUUGCGGAGUCAGCUUCCGCAAGCGUUCCUUUUCGAAUUGGUAACAAUGUUGGCGAGGGGCGAGAGGCCAAAGAUGGAGAAGGAAUGGUGCGAGUUCCAUGAGCACGAGAGCGAAGAGGAAAAGAAAGCUUGCUUGGAUGACUUGGCCAAGGACCCUGUUGCGAGCAAAGCACUCAGGCGCAUCAAGGAUAGCAAGGGCUGGAAGGGGCUGGUGCUCAAGAAGGGAAAGAGAUGAUAUGAUGACAACCCGUUGCACACGCAUCAUGGCAUGGCGUUCUGGAGUCGCAUAACACUGGUAUAUCCCGGUUACACAAUUAGCAACACACUUUUCUGUCUCAUUCCGCACUUUCACAUGAGCGAGCAAUCUUCACGGGAUGUGCUUCAUCCUAAGCCACUAGUGUUCGUGUUACGGCUUCAUCAGCAAGCUGAGGAAUGCGGGGAAGCAAUACGAGAUCUCCUGACCACGAGAGGACAUAUCAUCAGAUGUUCAACUCAGCCAUCUUUGCUAUAUUUACCCGAUAGCAUCUUUAUAGCAGUCGGUUGUCGGCAGCGCUAGAUGAUGCGGAGAAAGCCUUUGAGUCGCUGCUUUUAUUUGCGUGUAUGG
Molecule: messenger RNA, 1667 nt
Organism: Alternaria rosae
Lineage: Eukaryota; Fungi; Ascomycota; Dothideomycetes; Pleosporales; Pleosporaceae
Exons: 2
Coding region: 165-1298 (377 amino acids)
Molecular function (GO): protein binding
Source: RefSeq, a predicted model, not a curated record